AUGUGUGAAUGGUACAAGUUAUAUGGAGAUCGACUUACAAUAAUUGAGGUAAUUUUGACUUAUUUCCAGUUUUUUGAAGUAUUUUUGGGGUUUUAGGAUUGGAAAAUGGCAUUUCUUAGGAUUUUGUUAUUUAAAAUUUUAUUUUCUUACAACUAUGUUACCUACAAAUGGCAUUAAAAAGUCUUGUCGUCAAUUUACAUGUGUUUUUCAGUGGGAAAACGACAAAAUUUUUGUAACAGCUUAACAUUGUUAAUUCUUGCUUAAAAUGACGUUUUAAAGCCUUUUUAAUGUAAGCGAUCUUUCAGAGGUUUUACAUGAACAUUCCGAACAUAUUGGAGACAUCAGCCAAUUUCGACUUUAAUUUACCGGCCGAUUUGAACGAUAUUACUCCGUGUUGUGGGAAAUACCCAAAGGGAAUAAACAGUAAUGACAGUUCUAAUGAAGGCAAGCUUAAUCAGGUAAGGCUAAUUUAAAAUUUUUUUUGAUAUAUUAAAAAUUUAAAUAAAAAGUCUGUAUUAUGCUCUGUAGCCCUACUUGACCAACUCUCAUGCCCUUGGCGAUCUUAAUCAAUUAUAGUUCUAUUUUCAGUUCUACGCUCUUCAUUAUGGCCCAGAGUAUCGUACCAGUCGACAAGUGCAAGCCGAACAAUCUUUGGAAAAGGAAUCAUCGAAAAUGUCAUCAAAUAGUCAUAAAUCUGCUUCGAAACUUGAUAAAACUGACAAUUAG
Messenger RNA from Bursaphelenchus okinawaensis, 726 nucleotides. Lineage: Eukaryota; Metazoa; Nematoda; Chromadorea; Rhabditida; Aphelenchoididae. The record is from the annotation of a GenBank genome assembly.